Messenger RNA from Camellia sinensis, 1662 nucleotides. The record is from RefSeq and is a predicted model, not a curated record. Lineage: Eukaryota; Viridiplantae; Streptophyta; Magnoliopsida; Ericales; Theaceae.
UGAUGAUAAAAUUAGGGCAGAGAGAGAGAGAGAGAGAGUGUGUCACGAGUUGCGGAUAAGGUUGAGGUUCUCAGAGUCUACUUUGUGGUGCGAAACAUUUAAGGAUAAUUUUGUAUGUGUUUGAUUUUGAUUUGAUCUAAGUGCCAGGAGGUUAUUCCUGAAAUUAGAAAUUGAAGAAGAAGAAGAAGAAGAAGAAGAAGAAGGAAUUGUCUGUUACAGUACCACCACUGAUUCACUCAUAUUAUUCUAUUUGUAAUUUCUUCUUGUUCUUGUUUGAAUGGCGAAUGUACAUGAGGCAGUCGUGAGACUGGUUGUUGCGCUACUGGUUGUUACUCUCUUAUCUGGUCCGAUCUGCAUAUUUGGAAAACAAUCGCAAUCGGCGCUGAGAUUCGAUAGAAAUGGGGAGUUCAGAAUAUUGCAGGUUGCGGAUAUGCACUAUGGGGAUGGCAAAACCACCCCUUGCGAGGACGUGUUGCUGGGACAGGUCCGCGGUUGCUCAGACCUCAAUACCACCGCCUUCCUCAAACGCAUGAUCCUCGCCUUCAACCCUCACCUCAUCGUUUUCACUGGGGACAAUAUCUUUGGAUUUGAUGCAACAGAUGCAGCUUCUUCCAUGAAUGCUGCUUUUGCCCCUGCAGUAUUGGCCAACAUCCCUUGGGUUGCUAUUCUGGGAAACCAUGACCAAGAAUCUACCCUUUCAAGGGAAGGGGUGAUGAAACAUAUUGUUGGUUUGAAGAACACCUUAUCUCAGCUUAAUCCUCCCGAGGUGCAUGUCAUUGAUGGUUUUGGGAACUAUAAUCUGGAAAUCCAUGGGAUUGAGGGUUCAACUUUUGCAAAUAAGUCAGUUCUCAACCUCUACUUCCUUGACAGUGGUGAUUACUCGACAGUUCCCUCCAUCCCUGGUUAUGGCUGGAUCAAACCCUCUCAGCAGUUUUGGUUCCAGCGCACUUCCAUGAAGCUUCGGAGAGCAUACAUGAACAAGCCAGAGGCCCAGAAGGCUCCUGCCCCAGGUCUUGUAUACUUUCACAUUCCAUUGCCUGAAUAUGCAAGUUUUGACUCAUCAAACUUCACGGGUGUUAAACAAGAAAGCAUUAGCUCUCCUUCUGUAAACUCUGGCUUCUUCACAACUAUGGUGGAAGCGGGUGAUGUGAAGGCCGUUUUUACUGGCCAUGAUCACGUCAAUGACUUUUGUGGUGAGCUAACUGGCAUACAUCUCUGUUAUGCUGGAGGCUUUGGAUACCAUGCUUAUGGGAAGGCUGGAUGGGCAAGGAGAGCAAGGGUAGUGGUAGCAUCUAUGGAGAAAACAGAGAAGGGAGGUUGGGGAGCUGUAAAGUCUAUCAAAACUUGGAAGCACCUCGAUGAUGAAAAACUCACUACUAUUGAAGGUCACGUGCUUUGGAGCAAGAGUUCUGUUGGUGACCGCAGGAAGAAACAGAUUGGACGUGCUUAAGUGAUAUGCAGUAGUAUAAUUCAUACAUUAAAUGGCUGUGGAAGCAAAGAUUUACAUCCGGGUCAAUUGGAAUGUUGUAGUUUUGUAGUGUUGUAUUAAUAUUCUGAUAUAAUGUUUUAGACUUAUGAGAACAUUAUACAACAUUUUUACAGAAAUUAUGAAACUAUGUUACGCAAUAAGAUCAAGAAUAAAAUGGAUAAAUUUUGUAUGUA